Messenger RNA from Monodelphis domestica (gray short-tailed opossum), 825 nucleotides. RefSeq lists its product as uncharacterized. The record is from RefSeq and is a predicted model, not a curated record. Lineage: Eukaryota; Metazoa; Chordata; Mammalia; Didelphimorphia; Didelphidae.
ACAAAAGUCCAUUGAAACCAUAAUGGACCUAAACUAUAUUGGUAUAAGUUCUUUGCCCAUAGGGCAGGGAUUGCUGUGGUAUAGACAUCAAAGUAAUGAGAAUAUCAAAUCAAGUAAAGAGAAAGAAGAAAAGGAGGAAGAGAAAAAGAAGCAAGUAAAGGAGGAAGAGAAAGACAAGGUAGAGAAAGAAAAGUUAGGAAAGGAUAAAGAUGAGGUAGAGAAGAAAGGGAAAGAAGAUAAAGAAGAAGAAGAGGAGGAGGAGGAGGAGGACGACGAGGAGGAGGAGGAAGAAGAAAAAGAAGAGGAAGAAACAGAUAAAGAAAAGGAAGAAGGUGAAAAAGAAGAUGAAGAUGUGAUGAAAGUUGACAACGAGGAGGAACAAGAGAAAGAGGAAGAUCUUCAAGAGAAGGAAGAGGAUGAGGACGAUGAAAAAGAGGAAGAGGAGAAAGAAGAUGAAGAAGCUGGUGAUGAAAAAGUGGAAGAGGAACAAGAAGAAGAAGAAAAACAUUUCUUCCCAAUUUUCCUAUGCGGGGGAGCAUUUUGACUGGGAAGAAAUUGACCUUGACUAUCCUCCUUACUUUGUUUCCUUAUUUCUCUUCUACCCUUUAGGGUCCCUUUCCAACAGUUCCUAGUCAUGCUACAGCACAACAAGGAUGUUCUGCAAUAGAAACAAAUCAAGACAUUUCACAAGCAUCAAUGAAGUCUGUCAGAAGGUGAAACCCAUCACACUCCACCUUUCAGUUUACAUCUUUCCCUGCCAUUAGCAACAAUGAACCCCUCUUGAGGUCUAUUACUUUAUUAAAAGGGGCUUGAGCAAGGACACAA